This is a messenger RNA of Alligator mississippiensis (American alligator), 3882 nucleotides long. RefSeq names its product HHIP like 2 (gene HHIPL2). The record is from RefSeq and is a predicted model, not a curated record. Lineage: Eukaryota; Metazoa; Chordata; Crocodylia; Alligatoridae. The coding region runs from base 985 to 3273 and encodes 762 amino acids. The transcript has 9 exons.
UCCGGACACCGAGGUGCUUGGAAGAUCAACUCUCCCCAGUGUUCACACCCUGCUGAAACUGGCACAGCUAAGAUGGACCAGCCACCUCUCAAGAAUGUUUGACACUUGCCUGCCAAAGAAAAUCUCCUAUGGCUAACUGUCAAAUGAAGUACACUUUCAUGGCGCACAAAAGAAGCGUUACAAGGACAUCCUAAAGGUGUCCCUAAAGAGUUGUGGGAGCAAAUUGCUCGCAACCGUCCAUCCUGGAGGUCCCAAAUCCAGAAUGUACCAUUGGCCUUUGAACAGCAACUCACGGCAAAAGCCAUAAAGAAAUGUGCAGCCAGGAAAAUGAAAGCCUCCUGUAUCCAGUCCUCAUCGCUCUCCUGCCCCUGCUGCUGCAGAUUGUUCAAAGCAAAGAUCGAACUUACAAGUCACCUACAUGCUCAUGUGACCUAGCCUCCACCCCCCGUCUUCGUUCUCUUCUCUUUUCCUUUUUUCUCCUUUCCCUUCUUUCUCCUUUUGUCUUUUCUUCUUACCUUUUUCUUUCCCACUUCUUUUCUCUCCUCUUCCCUCCCUUCCCCCCUGCUGGAUGUAGUUGUCUUUGGCCACGAAGGAUGAACAACACAACAAAACAGCCAGUACUGGUUGCAAGUGAUUGAUUCAUCUUCCUUCCCUGGUAACUUGCAGAGGUGCAGCAUAAUUUGCCAUGAAAAAGGAGAGGGGCUGAUCAGGUUCUGUACAUUUGGAUCACCUACUGAUUUGUCUAGUCUACAGACUCCAUGCAUGAUUUCUGACUCUGUUUAAUCUAGACUGCAGGGAUUAGAUCUGCAAGUGCUUGUGGGGGCAUGAGAAAUGUGCAGAGGGGAGGAUUCUGCAAUGUGACGUGUAAAAUACCAGAGAAGCAGGCUGGAGGUUUCUACACUGCUCAAAAAUAGUAAACUUUAGAGAGAGAGAGAGAUGAUCAAACACUGAGCUCUGUGGCUGGCAGUUUGUAAAGCUUAGAGGAUGAAUAAGCCAUACCUUAAAGAUGGCCAGAACUUGAAUACAUUUGGCCUCAGGAGAUUUCCAGAGGAGAAAGUAAAUGUUUGGCCAGACAUCAACGGGAGCAGCAGCUCUGGAGUUUCCUUCUCCUGCCCAAACUAUUUCCUUUGCUUCACCUUCUUGCUUCUGUGCCAAAUAGGUCUGCUCAUGGGGCAUCCCCAGUGCCUGGACUAUGGACCACCUUUUCAGCCUCCUUUACACCUGGAAUUCUGCUCUGCCUAUGAGAAGUUUGGCUGCUGCGACCAGGAAAAGGACAACAGCAUUGCAGCAAAAUACUGGGAGAUCAUGGAUUACAUUAGUCCCCAGGGUCACAGGCUGUGUGGAAGGUAUAUCAAGGAUAUCCUAUGUCAGGAAUGUUCCCCAUAUGCAGCUCAUCUCUAUGAUGCUGAAAAUCCUCAAACACCUCUUAGGAACCUCCCAGGACUUUGCUCUGACUACUGCUCUGAGUUUCAUUUUAACUGCCAUUCUGCUAUCACACUGCUGACUAAUGACAAACACAUCCAGGAGUGCUGCGAGAGGAACAAGACCCGCUUCUGUAACCUCCUAAACCUGCAGGAUCAAGACUACUGUUUUCCCAACAUCCUAAAAAACACAGACCUAAAUCGGAACCUGGGAUCGGUGGUGGAGGACCCCAAGGGCUGCCUUCAGCUGUGUCUGACAGAAGUUGCAAAUGGGUUGAGAAAUCCAGUACUGAUGGUACAUGCUAAUGAUGACACUCACCGUAUGUUUAUAGCUGAACAGGUGGGAAUGGUCUGGGUCUACUUGCCAGAUGGGAGCCGGCUGGAGGAGCCUUUUCUGGAUAUCAAGAAAAUAGUGCUGGCUUCCCCAUGGAUAGGGGAUGAGAGGGGUUUCCUAGGAAUGGCUUUUCACCCCAAAUAUAAAUACAAUGGGAAAUUCUACAUCUAUUAUUCAUAUAUGGACAAGAAAGUGGAAAAAAUCAGAAUCAGCGAACUGAAGGUUUUGGCAUCUGAUGUCAAUAAAGCUGAUCCACAUUCAGAAAGGAACCUUUUAGAACUUGAAGAACCAGCUGCAAAUCAUAAUGGGGGGCAGCUCCUCUUUGGUGUGGAUGGCUACAUGUAUUUGUUUACUGGGGAUGGAGGAAAAGCUGGGGACCCUUUUGGAAAAUUUGGGAAUGCUCAGAACAAGAGUACUUUAUUAGGAAAAGUUUUGCGAAUAGACGUGGAUGGAAAAAACCCAGGUGGAAAGCCUUAUCACAUCCCACCAGAUAAUCCCUUUGUCUCUGACCCUAAGGCUCUCCCUGAGAUCUAUGCCUAUGGGGUCAGGAAUAUGUGGCGCUGCACUGUUGACAGAGGGGACCCAGUCACCGACAAAGGAAGAGGGAGGAUAUUCUGUGGUGACGUUGGACAGAACAGAUUUGAAGAAAUUGACAUCAUUGUUAAAGGAGGGAACUAUGGCUGGAGGGCUAAGGAGGGAUUUGAAUGUUAUGACACAAAACUGUGCCGUAAUUCCUCCCUAGAUGACGUUCUUCCAAUAUUUGCAUAUGGCCGCAAGGUGGGGAAGUCGGUCACUGGAGGAUACAUAUACAGGGGGUGUGAGUCACCAAACCUGAACGGCCUCUAUAUUUUUGGUGAUUUCAUGAGUGGUCGACUUAUGGCUUUACAGGAAGAUGAGAGGACAAACAAAUGGAAAAAGCAAGAUAUUUGCAUUGGUAGCACUAAAGCCUGUGCUUUCCCUGGGCUGAUCAGCUCUUAUAAUAAAUUCAUCAUCUCAUUCGCUGAGGAUGAGGCAGGGGAACUUUAUUUUAUGGCUACAUCGUAUCCCAGUGCUUAUGCACCCUAUGGAUCUCUCUACAAAUUUGUUGAUCCUGCAAGGAGAGCUCCACCAGGGAAGUGUAAGCAAAAACCUGUUCCAGUGAAAACAAAGAGUAAACACGUACCAUUUGUUCCACUCGCAAAAACAGUCCUUGAGCUGCUUAAUGAACCAUCAACAACCAAGCCUCCUAAAAAAUCUUAUGCCAAAAAAAGCAAGAAGCCUGUUUCCACCCAGACCAAGGGAUCAGCGGUAAAAAAGAAACAGAGUGGGCAGGCAUCUCAGAAAACCAAGGCCAGAAUAUCCAAGCCUAAUUUAGAUCUACCAAAGCAGAAGGGAAAGACUCCAAAGGUUUCACCAAAGACUAAAAGCUCCCAGUUUAUCAAAACCAAGAUGAAACCUUCCCCUCUCCCAAAGAAAAGAGCAGCUGAGGAGAAAAGCCAGAAGAAACAAAAAGGGGCGAGAUCACGGAGCCGCCUGUGAGCUCAUAGGAGCUAUCACUGAGCUCAAAAUAAACUGAGUCAGAUGAUGAACUUGCUGAAUAUUUCCAUCAGAGACCUAAUUAACUGAAUCAGAUCAAUGUUAUGACUCCUAUAUUUUCAUAAAUAUAUAUUGGGCAUAUUCAGCUUUCAUGUAAACAGGUACUACUCCAUUGCCUUUAGUGCAAAUGAUUUGUAUGUUUUAUUAAGACUUCAUUGGCACUGAGGUUUUCCCAGCCUGCUAAGUUUCAUGUUCCUCACAACUCUUGCUCUGAGGGACAUCUCUUCAUGUCAGUAGCUGUGUGAAGCCUCUGUUGAUUCAAUGUUAGUCCCAAAGGUAGGAGUAGAUAGGCUAUAGUUUUAAGUGAUUUUUGCAGCCUAGCCGAGACAAAAGUGCAGGACUGGGCUACAAAAGUCUAUCAAGGAGCUGAAAUGUUUGUUAGAUUUGUGUUUUGAUCAUAGAAUAUGGAAUAAACUCCUUAAGUUGGCCUGAUUUUUGUUUCAGUCAGUAUUCUUGCUUUUAAGGUCCCUUGACCAAUGAAUUUCUUAUCUGUCAUAAAAUAUGUUAUAAAGUAUGUCGCCUUCUAUUAAAUGCCAUAGAACAAAAUCUGAA